Morone saxatilis (striped sea-bass) is the source of this 1243-nucleotide messenger RNA. RefSeq names its product sex-determining region Y protein-like. The transcript has 4 exons. Lineage: Eukaryota; Metazoa; Chordata; Actinopteri; Moronidae. The record is from RefSeq and is a predicted model, not a curated record. Bases 45 to 1205 code for a protein of 386 amino acids.
AAUCACAGUGACAUUCGCGACCCUGGACCACAACCCCUCAAAAAAUGAAACCAGAAAGGAGUCCACCAACCAGACACACUGCCGCCGGCCGGGACCCAGCUCCGGCCGCCGGAAGUGGCUCCUGGGAUCAGUACAUGGCCUCCAUUAGAGCCAGUUAUCAGUUUGGAGGCGGAGACGGAAAACUCCCGCCCAUUAACACCGUUUUAAACAAACCACCACUCUCUCAGGUGAGGGAGAGUAGCACCGGUCCUGGGGGGGUCCGGUUAGAAACUGUCACAACCGCAGCAGCUGCAGGUUCCCGGGUCAGUGCUGAGCAAAGUGUCCCGCCCCAGGUCACCGAGAGGCCGGGUACGAACAGAGAACACCCGGACCUCAACCCGGACCUCAACCCGGACCUCCUCACCCAGAACUCACCCAGACCCGGACCCGGAGCCGGAGACUUCAGUUUUAACAUCCAGCCAACGGAGGAAGAUCUGACGCAGAUGCAGUCUGGACGAGACAAGAACGGAUACAUUAAGCGGCCGAUGAAUGCCUUCAUGGUGUGGUCUCACCUCCACAGAUGUGCCCUGCGUAAAGCCUGCCCCGGAGCCAGCAUGACGGACACCAGUGUUCAGCUGGGCUGUGAGUGGUCCAAGCUCAGCAAGGAGCAGAAGAGGCCGUACUAUGAAGUGGCUCACAAACUGAAAUGCAUGCAUAAGCAGCAAUUCCCCGAUUAUGAGUUUCACCCGCGGAGGAAGAAAGUCAGAGAGUGUUUGCCCUUCGGACAGGGAGCAGGACAUCAAUCAUCAGUGUUUGUCUCACAGCCCCAAGCUCACUCUAGGUUGCAGUGCCCCAGCAUGUACGCCAUGAUGCCCCACACUGUGGGCUACUAUCCCUACCCAUCCUGUUGUCAGUAUCAGCCAAUGGGCCUCUACUCCAGGCUCGAGAUCCAAAGGUCAAGGAUUGUCUACAGGUACCAACAUGGUAGCAGCUCCACGGAGGAAGUGAAGAAUUACUACAACACUUUCCUGCAGAGGGAUGAGACCGCUCUGGCUGCCCUCGUCGGGGAGCAUCACCCAGCAUACGUUAGUCAUGAAGUCGUCAUUAGCUCUACCACAUCGGGGAGCCUUCAACAGCCUGAUGUUGUCACCAGCCAACAGCCUCCAACCAGCAACAAAGUGGAGUGUAUAUGUGAGGAUGAUGUUGAUGUUGUCGGACUUCUCUAGGUUCGGCACACACAAGGUCAAAUAGGUGAAAUAAACAA